CUCUCUCAGUUGUUACUUCCGCUCUUCAAGAGAGGGGUCGGGGGCUGCCCCAUUUUUCUCAGUAGGCGGCGGCGGCGGUUUGAGAUGUUCGGCCUCAAGAGAAACGCAGUAAUCGGACUCAACCUCUACUGUGGGGGGGCCGGAUUGGGGCCGGAUAGCGGCAGCGGCGCCUCCGCUCCAGGAAGGCGGCUUUUGGCUGCGGGAAAGGAGGCCACGGCCGGGCGAGAGGUAGGGGGAGGGGAAACCGGCGAGGUGAUUGGCGGAAGCGCCGGCCCGAGCCCCCCGGCCACUCUCGCGCCCGACGCCCGGAGGGUCGCGCGGCCCUCGCCCAUUGGCGCCGAGGGCCCCGACGUCACCGCGACCCCCGCUAGGCUGCUGUUCUUCGCGCCCACCCGCCGCGCCUCGCCGCCCGAAGAGAUGGAAUCCUCGGCCUCCGACGCCAUCAUGUCGCCCGAGGAGGAGCUGGACGGGUGCGAGCCGGAGCCUCUAGGGAAGCGGCCGGCCGUCCUGCCUUUGCUGGAGUUGGUCGGCGAGGCCAGUAACAGCCCCGGCAAGGACGGCUCACUCCCCUCGACGCCGCCCCCAGCAGAGGAGGAGGAGGACGAGUUGUACCGGCAGUCCCUGGAGAUUAUCUCUCGAUACCUCCGGGAGCAGGCAACCGGCACCAAGGACGCGAAGCCACUGGGCAGGUCUGGGGCCGCCAGCCGGAAGGCGUUAGAGACCCUGCGACGGGUCGGGGACGGUGUGCAACGGAACCACGAGACGGCCUUCCAAGGCAUGCUUCGGAAACUGGACAUCAAAAACGAAGACGAUGUCAAAUCUUUGUCUCGAGUGAUGGUCCAUGUUUUCAGUGACGGAGUAACAAACUGGGGCAGGAUUGUGACUCUCAUUUCUUUUGGUGCCUUUGUGGCCAAACACUUGAAGAGUAUAAACCAAGAAAGCUGCAUCGAACCAUUAGCAGAAAGCAUCACAGAUGUUCUCGUAAGGACAAAACGAGACUGGCUAGUCAAACAAAGAGGCUGGGAUGGGUUUGUGGACUUCUUCCAUGUAGAGGACCUAGAAGGCGGCAUCAGAAAUGUGCUGCUGGCUUUUGCAGGUGUUGCCGGAGUAGGAGCUGGUUUGGCGUAUCUAAUAAGAUAGCCUUUUAAGUGCAAUAAUUGACUCUUAACCAACUCCAGCCACCAAAACCACAUACGCCUGCUGUGAAAUCAGAUGUAUUUAUGAAGUUGGACUUAAAGCUGUGCAGGCCAUAACCUCCAGGAGUUCUAGUCUAGCAACGGAGAAAAGCAAGCGGCAGGAGGCUUAUGGCUAACAGGAAUAAAUACAUGGGAAAAGUAGUCCCUCUUGAAGAGUCACUGUCUGAAAGAAGUUGAAAGAAGCGGAGUUCAGUUUCAGCAACAGGCAAACUUUGGGAGGCCACGGAGGAGGACUUUUAGAUUUAGUGAAGACGGUAGGGUGGAGAGACUUUAAUUACUUUGCCUAGAACAGGAAAGUGGCCAGUAGCCAGGCUAGUCAUAGAGUUCAUUAAAUAUGCCCACUGAAUCCAUUAACUUCUAUAGUGUUAAAAUAGAAGCACUAACAACGCCAGCGGCAUGUGUAAAAUGGAUUUAAGCUAUAAGUAAUAGAACCUAUGACUAGAAGCCUCAACACUGUACAACAGAGUGUGAAGGGAAGCUUUAUCCUCUGUAAUUAGUUUUCCUAGAUGUGCUUCUUGAAUAGAAAGUCUAAUGCUCAGGAUGUUUAUACCUGUUCUACUCUGGUUUGGUUUGAGUGAUUCCUAGUUUAUUAGCCUAGUGUCAUGGCCAAGAAUACUUGACUUAAGGCUCAAUUACAAAUCUGGAAUAUGCUGUUUUUAAGACAAAAACUUGUAAUCGUCUGUAAAAAUUGUAUAUAUUUUUACAGAACAUCUGUUUUGAAAUGUAAAGGGAGAAAAGUCUGAAAUUACAUUAGUUUUUUCAUACCCUUUUGAAAUUUACAACUUCUGUAGUUAGGAACCUGUUUCUUAUAGCUUUUUCUAUUCUAAAUUUUGUGCUAGUCAGUUCUAGAUUGUAUACAGAACCAACUGAUGUAAUUGUAUGCAACCUGGUUGUAGUACAACAAUUCUGAUUCAUAACUAUGCAGGCUUUAAUUUUCCUAUCUGAUUUUGGUAAGUAUUUCUUAAAUAGCUGUUUGGGUUUUGUUUUUUGUUUUUUUUUAACCUGGGGCUGAGAAAUUGAGGAAUGGAAAUUAAUCCUUUCACUUUGUUACAUGUGGGUUUUCAAUAAUUGAGUCAAGGUUUUAAGGAUUUAUUGGGGGGGCAGGGCACACGGGCUGAUGACUUACAAAUAAUGGGCUCUGAUUGGGCAACUACUCAUUUGAGUUCCUUCCAUUUGACUUAAUUUAACUGGUGAAAUUUUAACUGAGUUCAUGAGCUCAUCUUCAAAGCUUUUGCUAAAAGAUUUUCAGCUGUUCCAAAUGGGACUUAUUAGGAGUAUGUAUAAAAAGAUCACAUUGGGUGGAUGAGAGACAUUUGAUCCCUUGUUUGCUUAAUAAAUUGUACAAUGAUGGCUUGGAAAAGCAGGCUAUAGUCUAACCAUGGUGCUAUUACUAGGCUUGCUUGUUAAAUGCAGGUCUAAGCCUAGUGAGUUAAUAAAACGAAUACUUAUUUCUUUUCUA
Molecule: messenger RNA, 2655 nt
Organism: Balaenoptera musculus (blue whale)
Lineage: Eukaryota; Metazoa; Chordata; Mammalia; Artiodactyla; Balaenopteridae
Gene: MCL1
Product: MCL1 apoptosis regulator, BCL2 family member
Exons: 3
Coding region: 85-1140 (351 amino acids)
Biological process (GO): release of cytochrome c from mitochondria; positive regulation of apoptotic process; mitochondrial fusion
Cellular component (GO): mitochondrial outer membrane
Molecular function (GO): protein homodimerization activity; protein heterodimerization activity; channel activity
Source: RefSeq, a predicted model, not a curated record